Messenger RNA from Rhodotorula graminis WP1, 654 nucleotides. Its product is annotated as glycoside hydrolase family 16 protein. Gene Ontology annotation, biological process: glucan catabolic process. The record is from RefSeq and is a predicted model, not a curated record. The transcript is spliced from 4 exons. NCBI's taxonomy places the organism in Eukaryota, Fungi, Basidiomycota, Microbotryomycetes, Sporidiobolales, Sporidiobolaceae. The annotation marks the transcript as partial.
AAAGUCGACAACACGACGGUGCUCGACGCCGGCGCGGCGAGAAAGUCGGUUCGCAUCCACAGCACCGAGGCCGUCAAGAUUGGCUCGGUCAUCAUCGCCGACAUCGUCAAGAUGCCCUGGGGCUGCUCAACCUGGCCCGCUUUCUGGUCGAACGGGCCCAACUGGCCCGACGGCGGCGAGAUCGAUGUUCUCGAGGGCGUGCACGACGACGUCGCCAACCAGAUCACGCUGCACACCAAAGACUCGGGCUGCAAGAUGACGGACGACGUCGACGUGACCGGCACGCUCGUGCCCGCCAACAACGACUGCAACGCCAAGGUGAACGGCAACACGGGCUGCUCGUACGCCGAGACGGCCAAGAACAGCUACGGCGAGGGCUUCAACGAGGCGGGCGGCGGCGUCUUUGUCACGUCGUUCACAACCAACGGCAUUGAGCAGUGGUUCUGGAGCAGACCCGACGUGCCGCAGAACAUCGUCGACGGCUCGCCUGACCGCAAAACGUGGGGCAAGCCGAGUGCGAGUUGGCCGAGCAGCGGGUGCGCCAUCGAGGAGUACUUUUCGGACCAGGACUUGAUCUUUGGUGAGUCCUCUUGCCCUCUCUCUCUCGUGCGCAUCUCUCGUGCGCAGUCGCCUGACGACGAGCACGUUUCAUAG